This is a messenger RNA of Onthophagus taurus, 3540 nucleotides long. RefSeq names its product octopamine receptor beta-2R. Gene Ontology annotation, molecular function: octopamine receptor activity. NCBI's taxonomy places the organism in Eukaryota, Metazoa, Arthropoda, Insecta, Coleoptera, Scarabaeidae. Gene Ontology annotation, biological process: positive regulation of MAPK cascade; adenylate cyclase-activating adrenergic receptor signaling pathway. Gene Ontology annotation, cellular component: plasma membrane. The record is from RefSeq and is a predicted model, not a curated record.
CCAGUGAAAGAAAUCACCUCAAAUGAGUGUGGUAAUGAUGACUUAUCCAAGCAGUCGUAGAUAAAGAUAUUAACAUAACGAUAUCAACAGGAAGAUAUCAAUAUAAAGAUAUAGUAAUAUAAAGGUUAUUGUUAUUUAUUCGUAGAACAUUAUGAUAUUAAUCAACCACUUAAUAGAAAGUUUGUAGAACAUAAAUGAUUGAUAUACGCUUGGAAGUCGUAGAGGGCAUCUUACUAUGACCCAUAUUAAGGGAGAAAUGCCAAGUUCCGUGUUACCGAAUUCGCGUCGCGUUUAGUUCGGGGUAGCGCAAGCGUCUAGACGCUCCAAAUGGAGCGUCGGGACGCCGACCAGUCUGUCCACGGCCAUCAAGGUCGACUGUCAACGCGAAACGACGCCCAGCGGAUCAUGUGUAUAUUAGUGAUAACGUUAUUGGACAAUCACAUUGGUGUCAAGGGUGAAUCCACUAAUGAACAACAGUUAUCACGGACCAUCAUUGAAAUGGAUAAUAAUACUAAAAUAAUGUCAAUAACAUCAAUGAAUAUUGAGGUUUUAAUGACUUAAAAUUAUUCAAUGGAUUUUAUACAAGAAAGUCGUCCUGGAAAAAGCGGGUCUUAUAAGACUCGUUGAAACAACAUGAUAGUAAAUGCGAUGGCUUCAUUUUCAGCAACACUAACAGCAAGUACACAUGUUCCGACGUUAAUAAACAUCACUAGUAUCAACAACAAAACGAACAUUACGAAUAUUGAAAAUUUACAUCCGGAUUGGACUCAACUAAUAGUUUUAGUAGUAAAAGCUUGCGUAUUUGGUACAAUCAUAUUGUGCGCGGUUUUUGGUAACGCUUUGGUAAUAAUAAGUGUGCAUCGACACCGAAAACUUCGGGUGAUAACUAAUUAUUAUGUAGUGAGUCUUGCCAUGGCUGAUAUGUUGGUGGCGUUGUGUGCGAUGACUUUUAAUGCUAGUGUUGAACUAAGCGGCCAAUGGCUUUUUGGUGCUUUUAUGUGCGACGUAUGGAACUCAUUAGACGUUUAUUUUUCAACCGCCUCUAUCUUACAUUUAUGUUGCAUAAGUGUUGAUAGGUAUUACGCUAUAGUUCGUCCAUUAGAGUACCCACUCACAAUGACAACAAAGACUGUUAGUUUUAUGUUAGCAAACGUUUGGAUAUUACCGGCCCUUAUUAGUUUCACACCAAUUUUCUUAGGUUGGUACACCACAGAGGAACACAAAGCGUAUAGAUUAGAAAACCCCGAUUCAUGUGAUUUCGUCGUCAAUAAAUAUUACGCAAUCAUCAGCAGUUCGAUUAGUUUUUGGAUUCCAGGAAUCGUCAUGUUAACUAUGUACUUAAGAAUUUAUAAAGAGGCUAUUAGGCAACGGAAAGCCCUAUCACGGACUUCCAGUAAUAUUAUACUCAACUCGAUACACCAACAUAGAACAUCUACUUACAAUCCGAGAUACACGGAACAUUUUCUCCAUCCUUCCGAUGGCGAACUUAUGACGAUUGGCCAGAUAAAUGGGCGAAGAAGUACUAGUUCCGGUUCCGCUAUAUCUUACGGAACCACCUCUGGAGAUAACAGUAAAGCAGCUACAGAACUAAAUAUUAACGGUACAACAAUAAGACAGCAAUCUAAAAGUUGGAGAGCUGAACACAAAGCCGCCAGAACUUUGGGUAUAAUAAUGGGAGCUUUCAUGUUGUGCUGGUUACCAUUUUUUCUAUGGUACGUAAUAUCGACUUUAUGCGGCGGAGAUUGCUCGACGCCGGGCGUCGUCGUCGCCAUGCUUUUCUGGAUCGGUUACUUCAACUCCGCCCUUAACCCCCUCAUAUACGCUUACUUCAAUCGAGAUUUUAGGGAGGCUUUUAAAGAUACAUUACUUUGCGUCCUACCAUGCUGUUUUGGAUGUUGGAAGAAUCCAGCCAGAUUUCUCUAGCAAAAGGACGACCUUCCCACCACAAAAAUUACCGCUCCUAUAAUAGAUGAAUCUCCGGAACGCCUUAAAGACGAAAGGUUGUAAAAAAACGUGUAUUAUAAGUAAUUAAAAUUAAUUUUCAUUGAGAAAAUUAUUUUCAUCCAGCUCAAAUUGAUACACAAAUUAUAAACGAAUUGUAGUAUUUAAUAAAAACGGUUGGUGGAUUUAUUAUCAAUGAUAUAAAUAUUUCUUGUUCUUUCUCUAGCGAAUAAAAACAUUGCUAUAUUUCUUGCAAUGAAUCGGUGUAGAAAUCUUAAUAAGAUAUCUAUAUAAAAUUUUUUUUAUAAGAUCGGUUCGCUGCUUGUGAUAUAAAUAGAUAUUUCACCUAGCUUAGUUUUAAAUAAUAGUACAAGGGUGUACAUGACAACGGAUCUCAAAUUACUAUCCAAUUUAACAUUUUUUUAAUGAAGCAAUUAUUUAGAAACAUUUUUAAUUGGUUCAUUAAAUUGGUUUAGUUGCGUAAUAAUUUAUAAAAUCUUUUUAACAAACUAUCUACAUAUUUGGAACAGUGGUUCUCAAUCCAUUUUAAAGCAAUUUCGAAGCAAUCGAUAUUUCUUCCUUGCAAACUUUCAUUAAUAACCUAUUUAAAAUUAUGUACUUACCAGAAAAUAUUAGGUGCUAUUUAUCCACAAACUACUUGAAAAACGCUACAUCCACCGAUAUCGAUCAAUUAAGUUCCGUUGCUAUGGCUUCCUUAUUUUUUUGUCCCCACUGUAAAUAAUUUAAUAAAUAUAGAAUGGUAAUAUAAAAGCUACAGCGUCCAACUUAUUUUUUAAUCAUACUAAUAGCAAUAAAGCAAGACUUUAGCGAGCUAAUCAGUUAACUAACUUACGUUAGAUGCUAAAUCUCAUUAUCCCAAACAUUCCUAAAAACAUUAAUCUGCAUAUUUCUGUGAUAUUGCGCUAAAAACGAUUGGGUAUAAGAUAAGAUGGAAUGUAAGAUCAUAAAAUAAUAAAAGGAAAGUGUACAUUUCUAGACUUAAAACGCAUGUAUACGCAAAUAAAAAUUAAAAAUUUACUUUAUAAACAGAAUUAGCUAAUUGUUAAGUUCUUUUCUAAAUCUGCGUGGUGAUAUCUGAAAUGAAUAGUAAAUAAAAUCGCAUGUAAAUAAAAGUAGCAAUAAAAUGUUUCUAAUAUGGUGCAAGUUACAUAUCUAGGUUAAGCUAAUCGACUAAAAUAACAUGUAUAAUGUAUAAAAAAAUAUUUUCUGUAAGAAAGACGAUGAAAAUAACAAAACGGUUGUACAAAAUAUUAUUUUCGGUCUUCCCCACUUGAUGCUCAAGUUUACCACGGAACUAAAAAAAAUCCUACGUUGCAAAAUACAUCGCUGACUCUGCACGUUUUUUUUUAAACAAGCUCUACAAAGAUAUUUAAAUGAUAUUAAAAUGUACGUGUAUUGUUAUACGUAUGUUGUAUAAACAGACAAUCGAGUAGGCCUAUUUUGUAUAAAAAAAUAAUAUGAUUGUGUCAUGUAAACCGGAUGUCUGACUAAGAAAUGUAUAAAUUAAAUGUUAUAUGUAAUAAAUAAAAAGCUAUACUCAAACGAUAUAAUGGAAAAUAAACUGAUUGUUAAACUGUU